Messenger RNA from Morchella sextelata, 597 nucleotides. RefSeq lists its product as uncharacterized. The transcript has a single exon. NCBI's taxonomy places the organism in Eukaryota, Fungi, Ascomycota, Pezizomycetes, Pezizales, Morchellaceae. The record is from RefSeq and is a predicted model, not a curated record. The coding region runs from base 1 to 597 and encodes 198 amino acids.
AUGAGGCCCCUCCCCACCCGCUCCGGCGGCAAGGAAACAAGUGAUGCCGCCCAGUCCCUCACCAUGGCUCUCGACCAAACCAUCGUCUUGAUCGCCCAGAUAUCCACACGCGCACCAGUCUCGCUCUCCCGCAUCAACAAGCUCACCUUCCGCAACGCCGCGGCCUACGAACGACCACCCGCGGAGGCCCCAGCGUCCCCGCAACUACCCAUCAACAAGCACCUUUUCCAUGUUAUGCCACAAGACGUCUAUGCGCAGCUGGACCAGCUAAUCACCCAGGUCCGCCACAGACGUAACGGCGUCCUCGACGCAAGUGCGGCAGCCACCAUGAGGCUCACGGAGUUUUAUCUGGCCGCCGAGACGGUCCCGCAGGAUACCGGGGACUUUGUGUGGGCGAAGGAUCUGCAGACUGAGAUUGCGGUACUGGAGGGAAAGGUGAAGGAGGAGAAUGAGGUGCUAAAGGCGAUGGAGGAGAUGAGGACGGAGUUGCUGAAGAGGUGGAAGGCAGUGACGGAGAAGGGGUGCGUGCCGGAGCCGGACGUGUGGGUACAAGAUCUGAAUGAGGGGGCGCUGAAGGAACCAUAUGGGAUGGAGUAG